Messenger RNA from Phyllostomus discolor (pale spear-nosed bat), 2787 nucleotides. RefSeq names its product methionyl-tRNA synthetase 2, mitochondrial (gene MARS2). Gene Ontology annotation, molecular function: methionine-tRNA ligase activity; ATP binding. Gene Ontology annotation, biological process: methionyl-tRNA aminoacylation. NCBI's taxonomy places the organism in Eukaryota, Metazoa, Chordata, Mammalia, Chiroptera, Phyllostomidae. The transcript has a single exon. The coding region runs from base 73 to 1854 and encodes 593 amino acids. The record is from RefSeq and is a predicted model, not a curated record.
CCGGCUGCGCCUGCGCGCUUCACACACGUGCUGCCAGAACGCCCCCUUCGCCGGUUGGGCAGGGUCGGCGUCAUGCUGCGAAUUUCUACCUUGCGGCUGCUAGGACGCGCGCUGGUCAGUAGGUUGUCGCUCCUGGACGUCUUCAGCUCGCGCUUCUACAGUUCGGACCUUCUCGGUGCCCGCGACUGUGCCCACGAUGCGCGCGCCUACUUCACGACACCCAUUUUCUAUGUGAACGCGGCCCCGCAUAUUGGACAUCUGUACUCGGCGCUCCUAGCAGACGCUCUGUGCCGCCAACGUCGCCUCCUAGUUCCCACUGCCGCUGCCACGCGAUUCUCCACCGGUACUGACGAGCACGGCCUGAAGAUUCAGCAGGCAGCCACCGCUGCAGGCCUGGCUCCGACUGAGCUGUGCGACCGAGUCUCGGCCCAGUUCCAGCAGCUUUUCCGGGAUGCUGAUAUCUCCUCCACCGACUUCAUCCGCACCACCGAGGCCCGGCACCGGAGGGCGGUGCAACACUUCUGGGGAGUGCUGGAGGCUCGGGGUCUGCUCUACAAGGGGCUCUAUGAAGGUUGGUACUGUGCCAACGACGAGUGCUUCUUGCCUGAGACCAAGGUCAGCCGGCAGCCAGGCCCGUCAGGGGAUUCGUGUCCUGUAUCUCUCGAAAGCGGGCAUCCCGUGUCCUGGACCAAGGAAGAAAAUUACAUUUUCAGGCUUUCCCACUUCCGGAAGCCGCUCCAGCGGUGGCUGCGGGACAACCCUCAGGUGAUUACCCCUGAGCCAUUCCAUCACACAGUCCUUCAGUGGCUGGAGGAGGAGCUGCCAGAUCUGUCAGUCUCUCGCAGGAGUAGCCACUUGCACUGGGGCAUUCCGGUGCCCGGGGACGAUUCGCAGACCAUCUAUGUGUGGUUGGAUGCCUUGGUCAACUAUCUUACUGUAAUUGGCUACCCAAAUGUUGAGUUCAAGUCAUGGUGGCCGACCACCUCUCAUAUCAUAGGCAAGGACAUUCUCAAAUUCCAUGCUAUCUAUUGGCCUGCCCUCCUCUUAGGGGCCGGCAUGAGUCCACCACACCGCAUCUAUGUCCACUCCCACUGGACAGUCUGUGGCCAAAAGAUGUCUAAGAGCUUGGGCAACGUGGUGGAUCCCAAAACUUGCCUUGACCGCUACACUGUGGAUGGCUUCCGCUACUUUCUCCUUCGUCAGGGUGUCCCCAACUGGGACUGUGAUUACUAUGAUGAAAAGGUCGUUAAGUUGCUAGACUCGGAGCUGGCAGAUGCUUUGGGCGGUCUCUUGAACCGAUGCACUGCCAGUAAAAUAAAUCCUUCAGGGACCUAUCCGGCCUUCUGUACUACCUGCUUUCCCAGUGAGCCAGGGUUGGCGGGGCCAUCAGUUCGUGCUCUGGCAGAGGACUAUGCUCUGGUGAAUGCAGUGGCCACUUUGCCCAAGCAGGUAGCAGACCACUAUGCCAACUUUCAGAUCUAUAAGGCUCUGGAGGCAGUGUCCAGCUGUGUCCGGCAAACUAAUGGCUUUGUGCAAAGGCAUGCACCAUGGAAGUUGAACUGGGAGAGCCCAGUGGAUGCUCCCUGGCUGGGUACUGUGCUUCAUGUGGCCUUGGAAUGUUUGCGAAUCUUUGGAACUUUGCUUCAGCCUGUCACCCCAAGCCUAGCUGACAAGCUGCUGUCCAGGUUGGGGGUCUCUGCUACAGAGAGAGGCCUGGGAGAACUCUAUUUCUUGCCUCGAUUCUAUGGUCAUCCUUGCCCUUUUGAAGGGAGGAGGCUAGGACCUGAGACUGGGCUCUUGUUUCCACGACUGGACCAGUCCAGGUCCUGGAUGGUGAAGGCCCAUAGGACCUAAAAACUCAGUUCUUAGUGGUUUAUGGCUUGUGGUAAAAAAGCAAAUCUGUUAUUUUCUUAUUUUGCAUUUUCAGGAAAGUUAUAUUAAUGUUUUCUAAAGUGUUGCAUCACAUGAGCACAUAAGCAGUGUCCCUUUGAGAAGAGUUUUACAACCUUUCAGGUGGCCACCCCUACCUCUUCAGUUCUCUGUGCCCAUUAACCACUGUCCUUUGCACACCUGUGUCCCUAAGACGUCUCUAGGGGAAAGACGGGUAACAGGCAACUUUGCUGAUACUAUUCCUUCUUAUUGUGCCUCCUUCCCAACCACAGUUAGGUUAUUUGCCAGACUACCUCUGAUGGCUUGUUUUCCAUUGGCCUGUCAUCUGCUGGGCAAAUUAGAAUGGGGGAUUGGAGGCCCCUUACCUCAACUUUUGGGUCUACUUUGUUACAUAUGUUGAUUCUCCUUUUGAAAAGAGAUUCUCAUAUUAAAUCUUUAAAAAUCAGUGUCCUAGACUAGAUUUUUGACCGUGUUUUAUUUUGUUUUUACAACCAUGACUUCCUAUACUUUGUCUAAGUCCGAGUUGUGCAUUGUAAUAUUACACUCCAACCAGUAGAUGGCUCUAGUCUCACAUAUUAACAUUGAGGUUUUAGAAUUUUUAGAACAUAAUUGUUUUCUGCUCAUUUUGCAGAAUUUAAAGAAAAUUUUUAUUGCUUUUCUCAAAAUGAGGGAUAACUGCAACCAUUGCUGUUUUACAUAAAGCAAUGAAAAAAAGACCAGGGUCCUUAGUUCAUUUCAGACUACUGAAACAGGGCAUUUAUUCUAAAUGUUUAAAAAGCUAAUAAGUAAAUGUAUCAAGUGUGUUUGAACUAUCUAAGUUAUGAAGCUCUUGGUAUGUUAAAAUUUAAAACAUUAGUAACAGUAGAUUUAGAGGUAUGAUUAAAAAAUUAAAUUGUU